UUGCUGUCCCAUCGAUUGGGCCAGGAAAACUUUGUUGCACGUCGGAGGUCCUUCGCCCCCAAGAUGUUUACGUAUUGUAAUAGGGGGAGAGGAUGAGGGCUGGGGGAAGUGCUGAGGGAAGUGCUGAAGGAAGUCCGAGGAUACGAGACCCCUGUGUUCUAAGCGAGGUGUGGUGUCUUUUGGCGCGUUGAACAGUCGCGUCAUCCGAGGAACCAAUUUACGCGUCUUCUUCAACAAACUCCACACGUCAAACUUCGAACACCCUGCCACGAUUACAACACCACAAGAUUCGAGCAAUUGAACUCUCGAGCGAGGAAUCGAGACAAAUCAGAGAAAUAGUUCAAUUGAGAGGGGGACAAAGGAGCACAGCAACCAUGAUCCGACAAGACUUCUCCCGCAUCGAGAGCAAGCGCAAAAACGUCGCCCACCGCCAGAAACAGUUCCUCACCCCCCAGUACGCACCGCUCACCUACUCCACGCGCCUGAACUUCUACACCCUCCCGCCCACCGCCGACAUCACCCUCGAGCAGUUCGAGCAAUGGGCCAUCGACCGGCUGCGCGUCCUCGCCGAACUCGAGGCCUGCUCCUUCCGCAACAAAUCCCCCGCGGAGACGGCUGCCCAUAUGAAGCCGCUGCUGGACAAGUAUCUCCCGCUGAGUGGGAGUAGUUCCGGGAGUGGUAAACUGCAGGAGGAGAGGAUGAAGGAUCAUUAUUCGCACUUUAUACUGCGGCUGGCGUUCGCGAGUACGGAGGAUUCGAGGAGGAGGUUUAGUCGGGUCGAGAGUAUGCUGUUCCGGUUGCGGUUUCUGGAUAACGAUGUCAAGGAGCGGCAAGCUUUUGUAGAGGGCUUAAAUCUGGAGUGGGAGGUUGUGGGGGAGGAGGAGAAGGGCAGGUGGAGUGAGGAGUUGAGGGCUGCGGCUGGCGGGUUCUUGAAGGGUGAGAGGUUUGAGGGCGAGAGUUGGUUUAAGGUUGAUUGGGAACGCGUGCCGGAGUUGGUGGAGGGGAGGAGGGUGUUCUUGAGGGCUGGGAAGGCGUAUGUUCCGGGGAGGGAGCAGAUGAGUAUGGUUGUUGCAGAGUUUACUGGACGGUUAGAUAAAGCGCUUGAGAUGACUUCUAGAGCCCUCCCCCGCCUCGACGAAGACGACCGCCUCACCCCAAUUCUCGCCCAUCUUUCAAACAACUUCACAACUCCCGACGCCUCUUACUCAUCCUCAACAACCGCCCUCCCAGGGGCCGACAUCUCCGCCCGCAACAUCGACACCCUCUCCUCCUCCUUCCCACUCUGCAUGCAAAAUCUCCACCGCUCUCUCCGCCGCGACGCACAUCUCAAACACUACGGCCGUCUCCAGUACACGCUCUUCCUCAAAGGCAUCGGGCUCAACCUCGAAGAAUGCCUCGUGUUCUGGCGCACGGCAUUCUCGAAAAUCACAGAUGAUACGUUUAACAAGGAAUACCGUUACAAUGUGCGUCACGCAUACGGAGAUGUGGGUGGCGAUUCAAAUAGGAGAGGAAAUGGGUAUUCUCCGUUUUCAUGUCAGAAGAUCUUGACGGAACAUCCACCUGGACCGGGAGAGAGCCAUGGGUGUCCGUAUCGGCACUUCUCGACAGAGAAUUUGACGGCGUUGUUGCAGGCUGUGGGUGUUAAGGAUAGCGAGGUGCUGAGGGGGGUUAAGGAGGAUAAGGAGAAGAUGAAGUUUCAUUUGGCUUGUAAUCGGGUCUUCGAAUACGCACACAAGCAGGAGAUUAAGAAGGUCAAAGAGGACGGCACGUGGGGCGCUGCGCAGCUCGAGACGAUCGUGCACCCAAACGAGUAUUUCAAGCGCAGUUACUUGCUCAAGAAUCUCGGGAAGACGCCUGCAGGGACGGAAGCCGAGGGAGAAAAGGGAGAUGUUAAGAUGGAGGGCUAGGUUCCGUUCUGUGUAGGUGAUGGGGAUGGGCAAGGGAAGGAGGAGAGGGGUGUUAUGGCGUUGUGUGGGUAAUGAUUAUGAGUAUUGGGAUUUUGGCAUGGUAUUGUACAAGGGGAAGCAAUUGAGACAACCAUACU
This is a messenger RNA of Hyaloscypha bicolor E, 2044 nucleotides long. RefSeq names its product DNA primase, large subunit. Gene Ontology annotation, biological process: DNA replication, synthesis of primer. Gene Ontology annotation, cellular component: alpha DNA polymerase:primase complex. The record is from RefSeq and is a predicted model, not a curated record. Bases 375 to 1907 code for a protein of 510 amino acids. The transcript has 3 exons. Lineage: Eukaryota; Fungi; Ascomycota; Leotiomycetes; Helotiales; Hyaloscyphaceae.